AUGCCUAGAGAUCCACUAAUUGGUAUUGUCGGGAAACCAUCGAGUGGAAAGUCCACAACAUUUGUGGUAGCUGGUCUUGUUCCCGGUGCUCAUGAGGGUCGUGGUCUUGGAAACAAAUUUUUGGAUGACUUGCGGCAUGCUGAUGCUUUGAUCCAUGUUGUAGAUGUAUCAGGUACAACCGAUGCCGAAGGCAAGGCUACAAGAGGAUAUGAUCCACUGAACGAUAUAGAGUGGUUACAGGAUGAGAUUUUCAGAUGGAUCGAAGGCAAUUUGAAAGAACGCUGGGGUUCCAUCAAAAGACGUCAUACAGCUACCAAAUCGUCAACAGUGGACACUUUACAGGGUCAAUUCAGUGGUUAUGGAAGUACUGCAGAUUUAGUAGCACGCGCAAUCUCAAAGUUAGAACUUCCACCUUUAGAGCAAUGGACUGAUGAACAAUUGAGUAUGGUUGUAAGAGCAUUUACAAAGGAGAAAUUUCCCACAGUACUAGCAUUAAACAAAAUGGACCAUCCUGAUGCCGACAAGAACGUAUCAAAGAUCCUAAAAAAACACGCAGAUACGAAGGCAGUUUUGACGUCGGCAAUCAGUGAAGUAUUUAUUCGUAAACUGGCCAAACAAGGCUAUGUUCAAUAUGAGGAGGGUACAGAAUUCCUCGAUACAAAAGAAGACCUCCCUGAUUCUAAUCUAAAGGACCUCGAUGACAAACUUAGACAGCGCGUAGAGGAUGUGAGAGAUCUUGUAUUAUAUCGGUUUGGAUCCACGGGAGUUGUGCAAGUACUACAAGCUGCUGCAGACGUACUAGAGCUUGUGCCAGUUUACCCAGUUAAAAAUAUUCAUAACUUUGGUGGUGCCCAAGUUUUUAGAGAUUGUGUGUUGUUACGGCGUGGCACUACUGUUGGUCAGGCAGCUCGCAAGAUUAUGGGUGAUAUCCCAUUGGCAGCUAUUGAGGGAGCAGGUGGAGUCAAAAUUGCCGAGGAUGAUAUAAUAGAUGUCAAGAAAAACGAUAUCCUUUGCUUUAAGCCUGGCGCUAGAAACUGA
Messenger RNA from Sugiyamaella lignohabitans, 1038 nucleotides. RefSeq lists its product as uncharacterized. The coding region runs from base 1 to 1038 and encodes 345 amino acids. The transcript has 3 exons. The record is from RefSeq and is a predicted model, not a curated record. Lineage: Eukaryota; Fungi; Ascomycota; Dipodascomycetes; Dipodascales; Trichomonascaceae. Gene Ontology annotation, cellular component: cytoplasm. Gene Ontology annotation, molecular function: GTP binding; ATP hydrolysis activity.